GAAUAGUUAAAAUAUAUUGGCGCUGUCAACAUUCCCUACAUAACCUCUCAUUACCGUGCAAUUGCCUACAUCAAAUUAUCGGUAAUUGGCCUUAAUUCGUGAUUUAAAAGAUGAAUAAUUAUUCAAAGUCUAUUGGCGGAUAGAACCCCUCGUGUGUCUAAAAGUGUCCUAACAUUUAUAACUCAUCUGCUCCUCUUGCUAUUGAAUUAAUAAAUAAUUUCUGUGGUGUGACAACAAGAGCACAUCGGUGAUGAAAAAAUGGCAAGAGGUAAACGACCGGUUCGUGGUGGCAAACGAGAUCGUCGCAAUUCAAAAUUCCAGAAGCCAAAACCAAAACAGAAAAAGGGAAAAUUCAAUCUGCGAGAGGCUUCGUACGUAAAAGAUCGUGACGUAAAAAAUGCGGAGAUAGAAAACAGACGAAAAAUUCUACAAGAACAAGAGGCGAAAAAGCGUAGAUAUGAGUCUGAAUCUUCCUCCGAAGAAGAGAACCCCAUGAAGACUCUCCUCUCAUCGUUUGCAAACAGUUCCCAGAAGAAAAAUAAAAUAGCUAUUGAGUCUGAGUCUGAAGAUGAGGAGGAAACUAGCGACAAAGAAGACUUAAAUUCCGAAAGGGAUGAUCUGUCAGCGGAGGAAACAGAAGAGGGAAAAAUCGAUGAAGAGAGGGAAGAUGGAAAUGAAGGCAAGAGUGAAGAAGAAAAUGAGGAAGCAAUGGCUGACAGAGAGAUGAUCGAAAUAGAGGUGAAAGAAGAGGACGAAGAGGACGAUGAAACGUCCCGUGAGGAUCAAGGAAUGAUAAAAGAUCCUUUUGCCCUCCACCUGAAUCACGAUUUACCGGAUGAAUUGUAUGAGCUCCUGUCUUCUCAGAAUCCUGUCGAGUCUCAAAUCUUGACAUGGCCCACCUUGGGAAAGCUAAUUUAUCAGAUCCCAAAGAUUUCAGAUCCCCCACCAACCCCAACAUCAGCAAAAACCCUGGAAUCUAAAAACAUAGCGAAACCUGGAAUCAUUCCUUCGAUAAUCUCCAAAGUCGACUGGGACAAACUGUACAUAAAAUCUCAAAUCCAUGGAAAUCUUACGAGAGCUAACUUUCCCAACAUAAAAGAUCAUCUGCAGACGAAUCCUACUCCCCUAACUCCACUCCAGAAAGAGUUGCUCUCGAUAAUAAAUAAUUAUCAGGACUUGCUCUACACUGAGAGGACUUUCUCAAACGAAAAUGAAAUCAAAUUCGUCUACUGUCUUCACGCAGUCAACCACUUGCUGAAGACACGGACCAAGAUUCUGCACCACAACGCGAAGCUCUCAAAAUCCUCAAAAUCAUCGAUGGGAGAAGUGCCAGAUGAAUAUCGAGAUCAGGGACUAGUACGUCCUAAGAUCCUGAUAAUAGUUCCCUUCAGGAGAUCCUGUUUGGAGAUCGUUGAGUUGUUGAUUUCCAUUUUAAUUGGAGAAGAAAAAGGGGGAUCCGUCGCAAACAAAAAGAGAUUCCUCGAGGAUUUUGGUGGAGGCGAGAUAGUAAUGCCCAAGAAGAACCCAAAGCCUGAGGACUACGAGCAGACGUUCAGGGGAAACACUGAUGACACAUUCAAGAUUGGAAUAGCAGUGACCAAGAAGACGUUGAAGUUGUACUCGGAUUUUUACUCCUCAGACAUUAUAAUCUCUUCUGUCCUGGGGAUGAGGAUGAUUGUGGGAGCUGAGGGCGAGGAGGAAAGAGAUUACGACUUUCUGGCGUCGAUUGAACUCUUGAUAAUGGACCAGACAGAAUUAUUCUUCAUGCAGAACUGGGAUCACUUGAUCCACGUCCUGGAUCAUCUCCAUCUCCAACCCAGAAAGCCACACGAUACUGAUUUUUCAAGGCUUAGGAGCUGGAGUGUUAAUGGCUGGUCCAAGUACUACAGGCAGACCCUCAUUUUCUCCAGCAUUCAACUGCCAGAAAUCCAGGCAGUAUUCAAUAAAAAGUGCUUGAAUUACGCUGGUAAGGUCAGGGUGGCAAAUUCCUGUACCUCAGGGAGUGUCUGUCAAGUCGCAGUGCAAUUGCCACAGGUUUUUCACAAGUUCCAAGCAUCCAGUUAUGGACAGGCGAUCGAGGCACGAAUGGAGUACUUCGUCUCCAAGAUUCUGCCUGAGUAUAAAGACAGCAUCAUGAAUCAUACAUUGAUAUUUGUACCUUCUUACUUUGAUUUUGUGAAGCUCAGGAAUUAUCUCAGGAAGGAGGAGCUGAGUUUUGUCCAGAUCUGCGAGUAUACGAGGGAUGCCAAAGUGGCUAGGGCUAGGGAUAUGUUUUUUCACAGCGAUGCCAAUUUUUUACUCUACUCUGAGAGGUUUCACUUCUUCAGGAGGAUAAGGGUUAAGGGCAUCAGACAUAUCAUCUUCUUUGCUCCUCCCAAUUUUCCUGGGUUUUACUCUGAAAUGUGUAAUCUUAUGCACGAAGCUAAUCAGAACCCUAAAGCUGGAACUGAGAGCAAUAUGACUGUUACGGUUUUGUAUUGCAAAUACGAUGCCAUGCAACUUGCUGGAAUCGUUGGUACCGAGAGGACUGGCAAGAUGAUUGCCUCUGAAAAAGAUGUACAUAUGUUGAUGACUGGAGAUUAGUUGGAGAAAUCACAAAUAAAUCAUUUUUUAACAAAUAAUAAUGUUUAUCCACUGCUCAUUUCUCACAGUCAAUAGUAAUUCUAACAUUCAAUUGAAUUGCAUCCAUUUUUCGUUCACU
Molecule: messenger RNA, 2701 nt
Organism: Fopius arisanus
Lineage: Eukaryota; Metazoa; Arthropoda; Insecta; Hymenoptera; Braconidae
Product: digestive organ expansion factor homolog
Exons: 2
Coding region: 259-2583 (774 amino acids)
Biological process (GO): maturation of SSU-rRNA from tricistronic rRNA transcript (SSU-rRNA, 5.8S rRNA, LSU-rRNA)
Cellular component (GO): small-subunit processome; nucleolus
Molecular function (GO): U3 snoRNA binding; rRNA binding
Source: RefSeq, a predicted model, not a curated record